AUGUUCAAAUUUGAUGUAUUGAAAACAGUAGGCAGCGGUGCUUCAGGGCUGAUACUAUUGGCUCGUGAAAAGGAAUCCCAUCGUUUGUUUGCUGUCAAGAAAUGCCAGAUACCCGAUCAGAGCAGUGAGUCUCCAGAAGUUCCUCAUAUUGAAGAGCGGUAUUUAUCCAAAUUGACCCAUCCCAACAUUGUAUCUUGUAUAGAAUCUUUUACAGAGGGUUCUUCUUUUUAUAUUGUGAUGGAAUAUGCGGCCGCUGGUGACUUGCAGAAGCUGAUCAAUCGGUUCGGUUCGGAAGGCAGGUUUAUUUCGUUUGGAGUUUUUUAUUUAGCUUUUUUGCCGAGUACGCAAUUCGUUCCAUCUUGUUUGAUUGUCUCAAUGCAUUGGGAUGUGUUCAUGACCAUGGAGUUGUUCACAGAGAUAUUAAACCGUCUAAUAUUUUGCUUUUCUGUGACGGAACCGUGA
This is a messenger RNA of Blastocystis hominis, 462 nucleotides long. RefSeq lists its product as hypothetical. NCBI's taxonomy places the organism in Eukaryota, Bigyra, Opalinata, Blastocystidae. Gene Ontology annotation, biological process: protein phosphorylation. Gene Ontology annotation, molecular function: protein kinase activity; ATP binding. The coding region runs from base 1 to 462 and encodes 153 amino acids. The transcript has 2 exons. The record is from RefSeq and is a predicted model, not a curated record.